Molecule: messenger RNA, 1851 nt
Organism: Alternaria viburni
Lineage: Eukaryota; Fungi; Ascomycota; Dothideomycetes; Pleosporales; Pleosporaceae
Exons: 1
Coding region: 1-1851 (616 amino acids)
Source: RefSeq, a predicted model, not a curated record
AUGGACAUGAGAUGGACUUACCGUGUCGGCGCGCCUGCGUUAAACGCACCUCCCUUCGAUAAUAUAGGAGCCCAAUGGAUACCAGAGUGGAGCGACGGCGUAUUUCGACAAAGCGUAGCCCGCAUUCUUCAGGACGCCCAGGUCCGGGUUCUUGGCUACGGCCUCGUAAAGCGCGUCCGACCCGGCCAGACCCCAUCCCAGACGCCCCUCACGCUACUAGUCACCUCGGACGUGUCUGUGAAUGGACAAUACGCAGCCUGGAAGGUCGCGGUAAGUGAUCUCAGAUUACUCUUCGACAAGGCCAAUCGCGAGGACAUUACGGUUGAGAUUACAGACAUCAGAAAAGCAGACGGAGUACCAUCAGCGCCGCUCACAGAUUGCGCGCCAGAGCUUGUCGCAGCAUGGGAGUGCUAUCGGCCAGCUCUCCUUGAAGAUAUCCAGGAACAACAGUGGCUCACCGCCGACAUCGUCCUCCGUGAAAUCGGAGAAUUGCAUCCAAUACGCGCCCCUACUCUCCUCAUCACCGCACAAGAUGCCGACUCAGCCAUAUGGUGGGACAAAAUCCUACCUCAUAUACGUCAACAACUCCCCCAGGCAAUGGAGGUCGACCUCCUUUACGCACCACACCUGGCCAUGCAGACAUCUGGAGACGAGGAAGAAGCAGAGGAACCGUAUGUACGCCCUGCCAUAUAUUCUACAAUGCAGGACUACGACGCCGUCGUAAAGAUGGGAGCGAGUAUCGGCGUAGAGCAGCCGGACAACAGCGGAACAGUCGGCGCUGUCCUCGUACUCAAGGAUGCGGCGGGAAAUGAGACGAAUUGCGCCUUGACCAACCACCACGUCGUCGCAACACACGAUCCAACGAGUGUCAUCAACCGCGGUAUGUCUGUCGGGGAGUACCUAAGUGUCAACCAUGAGAUCUCGCAAUUAGGUCUAGUCAAGAUCAAAGCCCCAUCCAACCCAGAUCACACGAGGUUCCUGAAAUACAAAGCAAUGGAUAAAUACGAACAUGACCAAGCUGUUGCAAGUUUCGAUAAUCCAUACCACCCUGAAUACGCUUGGGCGCAAAGCAUGGCUGCGGCGACCAACAAAGACUGCGAAUUCCUAGACGCCGACCCGAAUCGUCUUCUAGGCACGGUGAUCGCAUCGUCGGGCUAUCGUGCGCGUAAGAACGACGACUACUCCCCUGUUGAAGCACAAAGACUAUCCACCGUGGUUAACGUACCGGACGACGCCUUCAAGAGGAAGGACGGCACACACCCUCCGACCUUGGCCGACAAGAUUGCUGGUCGCACCCUGAAAUUCGCGCUCGACUGGGCACUGAUCAAGGUCGCCACAGGGCGGACAAUGAGCGACCGUGUUCCCAUUGGUGGUACAGGCAUCAAAGUGCCCAUCGGAGCAGAAGUGACACGAUUCACCAAGAUCAAGCAAACCCAAAGCUUGCAAGUGGCUAAGAAGGGCCGGACAACUGGCUGGACGUACGGACACAUCAACCAGAUUGGCUCACUCUUGAAUCUACGACAUGACUCUACUUCUAUUGUACCGGCAGACAUGGAGCAGCGAUUUGGAACGACGGACGGUGUCAUGCUGGCUUUCGGCGUCAUGCAUGACCGCAAAGGAGAAGAGUUCAUGAGGGCCGGCGACUCCGGCAGUUGCGUACUACUGAACGAACGCAAUAGUAGGAAAGCAACGAUUGUCGGUCUACUCUAUACCUUCAACGAGCAUACGCGCGUUUCUUACAUGAUCCCGUUUGACUUAGUCAUAAAGGACAUAGAGCAGGUGACAGAUCAGAAAGUGGUGAAGCCUGAGUUUGUUGAAUACGAUGCAAGAAUCUGCGUUUUUAAACCAUAG